AUUGCACCUGUAGAAAUAAAUGAACUAUUGAAAUUAUUAGAACAUGUCCCUUUUCAGUUCUGGUCGAUGAAAGCACUGACAUAAGCUCACAUAAGUUUCUUUGCGUUCUUGUCCAUUAUGUCCACCCUAAAGCAGGAACUGUACAUACUAGAUUACUUGAGUUGGUUGCGAUAGAUGCUACUGAUGGCAGCGCAAAAAAAGUUUAUGAAAAAUUUAAAAGCUGCUUGCAAUCAAAACAAAUUCCUAUUGAAAACCUUGUUGGAAUGGCUAGUGAUGGAGCAAACAUGAUGGUGGGAAAAAACAAUUCUUUUUUUUCACAUUUGAAGAAAGAUUGCCCAAAUAUAGUUCUGAUGCAAUGUAUAUGUCAUUCAGCGGCUUUAGUUGCAAGCAAGGCAACAGAAAAAUUACCUAGGUCUCCUGAAGAUUUAAUUAGAUCGGUGGCUACUUACAUAUCGGGCAGUGCAAAAAGAACAGCAAUUUUGCAAGAAAUCCAAGAAUUUUUCGGAGAACAAAAAAAAAAAAUAUUGAAGUUGGCAGACACUAGGUGGUUGGCAUUACAUCAAUGUGUUGUAAGGAUGCUAGAGUGUUGGAGUAGCCUUUCACAAUAUUUCCUGGUUGCUGUAACUGAAGAUCAUUUAAAAAGUGCUGAAAUAAUACUAGAAUCCUUAAAUAACAAUGUCGUCAAAGCUUAUUUUUACUUUCUUAAGUAUUCUUUAAAUAUAUUUAACUCUUUCAAUGCUAUGUUUCAAACUAACAAAAUUAUAAUACAUGAAAUGUAUUCAAAUUCAAUUCGGCUUUUAAAAACAAUUUUACAAAAUUUCAUAAAUCCUAAAUAUUUAGUAACAGAUAUAUUUGAUCAAGCAUUAUUUACUGAUCCUAAUAAAUUUUUACCUGAAUCAGAAGUAUUUGUGGGAUCCGAAUGUGAAGAAUUUAUCAAAGCUUUUCCUAGAAAUAUUUUUAUUGAUUUCAAAAAUACUUGUUUGAAAUUUUAUAUCAAAGCUGCUGAAGAAAUCGCAGAAAGGUUACCAAUACAUAAUCUUUUUUUUAAAGAAUUUAAAUUUUUAAACCCUGAAACAUGUUUUGACCCUCAAAAAUGUAAUACUACUACCAAUCAGUUAGAUAAAUCAAAAGAAAUAUUUGGAAGUUAUUUUGAUGCAUAUAAAGUAAUUGAAGAAUUACGUGAAAUACCUUAUUUUUUCACAAAUGAACAAAUAGCUAAUUUAAAAAAAAUGAAUAUUUCUGAGAUGUGGCAUGAAAUUGGAACAGUAAAAGAUUUUACAGAUGACAAUUUUAAAUUUAAUAACAUUUGUAAAUUAGCCAAAAUUAUUUUAACAUUACCUCAUAGUAAUGCUGCAGCGGAGCGAAUUUUUUCAAUCCUCACAGAUUUGAAAACUAAAAAAAGAAAUAGGCUUGCCGACAACACUUUAAAUGCUGUGACAAUUAUACGUUCAUCAUUUCAAGAUAAAUAUUUGACUACUGAUAGUUUUGUUGUAACUGAUAAACAUUUACAACUACAUAAUUAUAAUAUGUAUAAAACAUAAUCUAUAACGUAACUAAAAGACUGAAUAAAUUUAGUGAUUUCUUUAAAAAAAAUUUUGACUGAUUAUAAC
Messenger RNA from Daktulosphaira vitifoliae (grape phylloxera), 1610 nucleotides. RefSeq lists its product as uncharacterized. NCBI's taxonomy places the organism in Eukaryota, Metazoa, Arthropoda, Insecta, Hemiptera, Phylloxeridae. The transcript has 2 exons. The record is from RefSeq and is a predicted model, not a curated record. Bases 264 to 1541 code for a protein of 425 amino acids. Gene Ontology annotation, molecular function: protein dimerization activity.